AUGAACCCUUACUAUAAUCCUAACCCUAACCACGAUUCCAACCCUAGUUCCAUCUCGGAUUCCAAUCCCAAUUCCUCUCCCAAUUCUAACCCCACUCCCAACCUCUCCAAUUCAAACCCAAACCAAAACCCAUCGACAAAUAUUAACCCACCAUGGGCAACAUGCCCUAGAGACGCCUUGAAACUAGGAGUGUGCGCCAAUCUUCUUAGGGGGUUGAUUAGUGUUGAGGUGGGUUCGCCACCAGUAAAGCCUUGCUGCUCUCUUAUCCAAGGACUUAUCGACCUUGAGGCUGCUCUCUGCCUUUGCACUGCCAUCAAAGCCAACGUGUUGGGUAUCAAUCUCGAUGUACCACUGUCUCUCAGCUUGAUACUUAAUGCUUGUGGCAACCAAGUCCCAAGUGGCUUCAAGUGUGCCUGA
Messenger RNA from Lactuca saligna, 417 nucleotides. The record is from the annotation of a GenBank genome assembly. NCBI's taxonomy places the organism in Eukaryota, Viridiplantae, Streptophyta, Magnoliopsida, Asterales, Asteraceae.